Penaeus vannamei (Pacific white shrimp) is the source of this 2265-nucleotide messenger RNA. The record is from RefSeq and is a predicted model, not a curated record. Lineage: Eukaryota; Metazoa; Arthropoda; Malacostraca; Decapoda; Penaeidae.
AUGACAGUGCUGACCCCGCGAGUGUCGCAGCGCCACUCCAUCCAGCACGCGCGUGGCAGACGCUCUCGCAUCGCUUCUGUGUCGGCCUGUAUCUCUACUUCGUUUUGGAAUUCAGUUCGCCAGAAACGACCAACCAGGCAGGCAGAACGUUGGAUUGACCGCAAAAGGCGGUUGCGAAACUGGCUAGUGUGGCACACCACAGGAAGAAAUACGUUUGCUAAUAUGGUCGGUGCGCGAUGGUUGUCGGUCGCCGUCGUCGGGUUGAGCGUGAUCGUGCCGCCAGCGCUGCCCUGCCCGAUUUCGGCGUCCUCCGACCCGGACGCAGCCUCCGACGACUGCUGGACGCGGGACUCCGGCUGGCCGCUGAGGCUGAGCGGCCGGAACGACGACAUCGACGCCGUGGGCGGAGGCGAGGCCGUGGCCUUGGCCGGCAACUCCGACUUCCGCUUCUUUGAAAUCGACGAAGACGACAGCGAGUACGUGCCGAGGAGGAGCGUCGACUACGAGGACAAGAUCGACCAGGAGGCGCUGACGCUGAAGGAGAUGGCGUUUGAGCAGGCGCUGAUCAUGCAAGGACGCUCCUCCGGCGACAGAGGGUCUGCCAGCUUCUGCGACCAGUUCAUACCAAGGGAGGAGUUCUAUAUCCACUCCCCAGCAUACCCCAACAACUAUCCUGCCAACCUGACUUGCCGAUACCAGAUCUACCGUCGGCACCCGGACUACUGCGGCGUCGCCUUCACUGUCCUCAGACUGGACCUGGCCCAGCCGCACCCCGCUGUGCUUGCGGCGGAUGACAGCAGCAGGAACAACAUGGUGGAAGGGCGGGGGCAACAGAACAGGACCUGUGGAGGAGGGGACGUCUUGCUCAUCGAAGACGUUGUGCAUUGCGGGAGGUAUCAGCGAGGCAAGACAGCGACAUUUUCCUUCCCGGGAACUCUCCUGACGGUGGAGUUCCGCAGCGGCGCCAACCACGGCGCUUCGGGGUUCCUCCUCCUGGGCCGCCAGGUCAAGACUUGCCGAACCCCGCGCACCCUGGGCUCUCCUCUGACGUCCUCUGUCCAGUGUGACAGGAUGAUUGAUUCUUCGAUGUUCCUCCUGACGUCGCCCGAGUACCCGGCGCCAUACCGGCACAACGCCGAGUGCCACUUCGCCGUCAGACGCCUCGAGCCCGACGCGUGCGGCGUCCAGCUCACCGUGAAGGACUUCGACCUGGAGGAGAGCGGCUGCAUGUUCGACUACGUGGAGGUGCAGGGCCAGCGGCUCUGCGGCAGCCUCGAGCAGGGAUUCUCGCGAUAUUUUAGGUUCGAGGGGAAUGAGCUCGACAUCCGGUUCCGGACGGACGAGUCAACCCGGCGCAAGGGCUUCUCCAUCGCGGGCCAGCAGGUCCUCUGCCGCCAGGCCAGGCCCAUUCAGGCGCCGCUCAGCCAGGCGCGGCCCUCCAAGGCGGACGACGCUCAGCUGGGUGUCGAGGCGCGGGCGCCGGACCCUCCGGAAACUACCUUGGCGCCGCUGGGGCCCUUCCCUCUUCCGCCCUCCCGCUCGACACAGCGUCCUUCCACAGCGCCUCCUGUCAUAUCUUCUCCCGCGCCUCCGACAACACGACAAACGACAUCGAUGACGACAGCAGCGACAACGUCAGCGACGACAGCAACGACGGCAACAGCAGCGACGACCACAACCGCAACAACGACCAGCAGGCGACCAUACGUCACGCCCUUUUGGAUCCGACCCGUCACUAGCGCCAACCAAUCAGAGAUAGACAUCAGCUACAUUCUUGAUGCCAUAGGGCGCCAUCCCAUCAGCACUCGGCCUCCUUUGGGCCGGGAUUCGACCGAAGGAUUUCUGGAGGAUGCCAAAGAGGAGGAGAAUUUCACCGAAUUGGAGCCGGGGCUCAUCAGCACGACCACGGUAGAGGCCGAGACAACCAACUCUGAACAGAACGUGCCCGGAGACCCGGAUUUCAACCCCUUCACCACCAACGGGUUGCCUCCGACGAUACCAACGACAAUACCCGGUCUCACACCAACUAAUCCGACGACAAUUGAUUAUCCGACGACCUUCACGAACAUUUUCCCAACGACUUUUACCAACACCUUCCCGACGACAGAGAUCGAGUUCCCAACCACCAGCCUUGCGGGGACUGAGUGCGACCAGUUCUUCGUGGACGUGAGCUUCUCCAUCUCGAGCCCGGGGUACCCAGGCCCUUACCCGAACUCCGUCGACUGCGCUUACGUGGUCGGCAGGGCGUCCCUCGACGUGUGUGCG